AUGUCUGGCCGCGGAAAAGGUGGAAAAGGUUUGGGAAAGGGCGGUGCUAAGCGCCACAGAAAGAUUCUUCGUGAUAACAUUCAGGGUAUUACCAAGCCUGCUAUUAGACGUCUUGCCCGCAGAGGUGGUGUCAAGCGUAUCUCUGGUCUUAUUUACGAAGAGACCCGUGGUGUUCUCAAGUCUUUCCUUGAGUCAGUCAUUCGCGAUGCUGUCACCUACACUGAGCACGCCAAGAGAAAGACUGUCACUUCUCUCGAUGUUGUCUACGCUCUCAAGAGACAAGGCCGCACUCUUUACGGUUUCGGUGGUUAA
This is a messenger RNA of Magnusiomyces paraingens, 312 nucleotides long. RefSeq lists its product as uncharacterized. Gene Ontology annotation, biological process: nucleosome assembly. The record is from RefSeq and is a predicted model, not a curated record. The transcript has a single exon. NCBI's taxonomy places the organism in Eukaryota, Fungi, Ascomycota, Dipodascomycetes, Dipodascales, Dipodascaceae. The coding region runs from base 1 to 312 and encodes 103 amino acids. Gene Ontology annotation, molecular function: DNA binding; structural constituent of chromatin; protein heterodimerization activity. Gene Ontology annotation, cellular component: nucleosome.